Molecule: messenger RNA, 537 nt
Organism: Cladocopium goreaui
Lineage: Eukaryota; Dinophyceae; Suessiales; Symbiodiniaceae
Source: the annotation of a GenBank genome assembly
AUCUCCCAUCGCUGCGGUUCGUUCCGGUUCCAAGUCAUGGCGUCAGAGGCUCCGGAGGCUCCUGAGGCUGCUGAGGUAGUCGAGGCCGAAGGCGAUGCAAGUGAUGCAAGGCCACAAGCUAAAGCAGGACCCGAGCUGACACCUGAACAGGAGGAGGCUCUUAAGAAGAUCCAGGCGGCUCAGCGGGGCUUGGAGCAGCGUGCCGCCGAUGUCGAUGCCACGGCAACCGCAACGAUGGCAGAGGGGGCGGGUGAUGCGGGUGCUGUCCCGGGGGUCCCAGCGCCCGCAGCCAAUGGGUCGGCCCGUGUUGCAACACGGCGGCAAAAGCGAUGGAACUUGCGGAAAGCGCGAAUGUAUCGUUUAGCCUAUGAUUUUCAGAUCAAGAAGCUGAUCGAAGAAAAGAGCUCAGCCUAGUUGCGCAGAUGCAAAGGAGGUUUCCAACAACUUGCCCGUGCAAGUGUUUGCCGUCCGCUGGCGAACGGGCGGCGUUAGUGAUAAGAAUAAGCAGGGUUUGGUACAUGUACCAUUUUGGAGGGG